AUGACUCAUAUAGCCACUGUGUCGGCCUACGUUCUGAACAAUGCACUGGGGAAGAAUGUAAUGACCCGCACUUGGCAGAAGGAUUCCCUUAGCCAGUGUUGGGGUGAGGGUCUGGACCACAGUGUGGGGUGGUCACAUUUUGACACCAUGAGAAGAACAUGUCCAGACUACAAUGGAAGAGGGGGCAGAGCUAAGAGUGGUGUGGCCAAAAAAGGCAGGGCAAAGGUGUCAAAGAAACUGAGAGCAGAUCGGGACAGGAAGCUGUAUCCUUUACGAGGGAGGGGUGGCACACCAGAGACCGAGCCCCUUAGCUGUCACGUCUUGCUUAAACGUCUAGAGGAAGAUGUCCUGGACCAAAAUAACAGCUUACAUGACCAUGGUCAAAACCAAGUUUCAGGGAAGCGCAAGCAGGCAAAAUGCAUGAGUGCAAGAAAGAGGAUAGAUAAAGCCAUCAAGUCAGACCACAUACCAUCCAAAACCAAAUUAAAGCCCACUACAGAGAAGCCACAAGCUCAGGAGCCACGUAAACGAAGGUUAGCCUCUCUCAAUGCUGAGGCAGUCAACAGCCUGCUGCUGGAGAAAGCAGACAGUCCACCAUCUGCCAAACUUAACAGGAAACAGCAACAGGAGGCAGCCCUGGGUGGACAGAGUGACAUAAAUUCAGAACAAACCAGAAAUGGACCUUCAAAAAAAGCCUCUCUGAUUGAACUGUGCCAAAGCUCCAAACAGACCAAGAAAACAAAGUCAGAGGAUAAAGUUCACCAUGAGCUCAACCUAGAUGCUCCUACUCCAAGACGUUUAGCGGGACUUAACGCAGUUGCUCUGCUGAAACUCACAAGCUCAACAGCAGGAACUAAACAGCGAGCAAAAAUGGACAGUAAGAUUACAUGUGCUAUUGGCAGGAAGGUUGCAGCCUCCAAGUCCAAGUCGCGACAGUCAAAGAAAAAGGGCUGGAAGCAGCCUCCAACCCAGGGUGGUUGUGCAGUGUGUAAGAGGCAUGGCUGCUUUGAGCCCAAACUAAAGUGGGAGGAAGCUGUUGGAAGCCACCCCCUAACCAAACCAAGCUACCAGUCCCGCAGUAUGUUGGGGUAUCCCUUAAAGGUGGUCAAAGAGGAACAGGUGGAAACUGAGCUGAGCUCCUACUACUGCUGCCCCCCAGAGGGUUCCAUGGAGUACUGCCUGGCACAUCCAACUCUCACCUUGAGCACCCACCCUUGCUUGUGUGCAGAUCCUUGCUUCUCGAGUUACUAUGUCCACAUUACCCACCCUGGACCUCCAUCAGCUAGCCUUAGUGCACAGCCUCUACCCUACACACCAGCCCAUCUCUGCCCAGGUAGGGUCUCUGCCGGUACCAAACUGUUGGCUCCAUCUGUCUCCCAUGCCUCAGGGAUCUCGCACUCAGCCUUCUGUAACUCUGUGAGGUCACCCUGCUACAGCGAUGCAUGCCGGGUUAGUGGCUAUACCUUCAGUGCCAUCCAGCCUGUCACCAGCAGGGGGUGCUCUUUCCCGACAGGCUGCUCAAACUGUACUCAUCCAAUCAAAACAGAGGGUUACUCCUUACAACAAGGUGAGCAUAGCCCCUCCCUCGGGGCACCUCCUGCCCUGCCUCUCUCUGGCUGUCCAUUGCCCCGAGUAGCCCCCUCAACAACACCUGCACCGCAGCUUUUACAGGCAAAAGUGAGGCUUCAGGUGGGAACAGAAUGCCCUCAAAAUACCAAGCCAUCCAACGGCUCCCUUGCGAUGGGCCGUAUCAGACUGUCCCAGAAGCAGCCAGCUCCCAGCCCUGCCAGCACAAAGCAGAGGAGGGCAAGUCGCCGUCAGGACACAAAUGGCUGGCUGCCUGUAGGAGUUCCCACAGAGAGGGAGAUCUUUAUUGCUGGUGAGGAUGAGACAGCCCUGCGGCAGUGUUAUGAAGGAGUGGAGCGGGAUGGCGAGGUGAUCCGAGUGAGAGACACAGUACUGCUGCGCUCUGGUCCCAGGAAGAAGUCCCUGCCUUAUGUGGCCAAGAUUUCUGCUUUGUGGGAAGACCCCAAAACAGGAGAACUGAUGAUGAGCCUCUUCUGGUACUAUCGACCCGAACACACUCAGGGAGGUCGAGAUCCCAGCAUGCACUGUGAGAAUGAGAUCUUUGCCUCUCGACACCAGGAUGAGAACAGCGUGGCUUGCAUUGAGGACAGAUGCUAUGUUCUGCCAUUAGCACAGUACUGCAGAUUUUGUGCCUUGGUUAAGCGACGUGCAGAGAGUGUGCCCAACAGUCCUCCAGUGGUUCCUUGCCCAGUCGACUACACCACCCCCUCUCAUCGCCUUGUGCCUGAUGAUGUCGACCCAGAGCUGGUGUACCUGUGUCGCCAUGUCUAUGACUUUCGCUACGGGCGCAUCCUCAAGAACCUGCAGUAG
Messenger RNA from Chanos chanos (milkfish), 2397 nucleotides. RefSeq names its product bromo adjacent homology domain-containing 1 protein. Gene Ontology annotation, biological process: heterochromatin formation; negative regulation of DNA-templated transcription. Lineage: Eukaryota; Metazoa; Chordata; Actinopteri; Gonorynchiformes; Chanidae. Gene Ontology annotation, molecular function: chromatin binding; transcription cis-regulatory region binding. The transcript is spliced from 8 exons. Gene Ontology annotation, cellular component: chromatin silencing complex. Bases 1 to 2397 code for a protein of 798 amino acids. The record is from RefSeq and is a predicted model, not a curated record.